AGCUCGGAAGGGUCAACAAAGAGAAUGAUCGAGGGAUGGAGCGAGCGCGGUGAGAUAAGGAAGAUCAGAUGAGGCAGUCCGAGUCCGUGACCCAGUGACCUCUUUUGCAUUGUUUGUUUCGGCACAUGAGGUCAUCGCCGACGAUCUGGCCUUGGGGGUUCUCAACUUCAGCAUCGAUUUUGUUACACGGUCACUCAACGUGCAUGGCCCCGAGAGGUCGCUGCUAGUUCGCAUCACGAAAGCCCUUACUAUGCUUGCAGGCGAUUUGCCAUUACCAGGUCCUAGCGCCCCUCCUCAACAUCGUUGUCCCGCCGAUUCGUCCGCCCACAAUCGAAUUAUUGCGAAGAGGAGCGCUCCUACAAUUAGGAGUGGAGGCGCUAUAACCGAUGACCGACGGUCGGGCUGAAAGUGCCUCAGGGUCUCAGUCUCGAAGGAGGCCGAAUUUCUCCACGCGAUCGGCUCAAGAGGACGUUUCCAGACUGGCUCCGAGCGAAUCUGCCCAUGCAUCUCCCGAGGAAGGUAGCAAGUAUCUUCACUGGAGAACUGCUUUCUCGUUUCGUCCGCCAGAGUCUUUGGAUCUACCCAUUCACUCACCAGAGAGUCGACAUCAGUCGCUACCGAACGUCCUAGAGAAUGUUUCUCGUUGGUGGAGUGGGCGUGGGAGUGAUGCGAGGUAUGAUCUCCCGAGGGAGAGGAUCCGUCCCCAUCCCCCACCCUCUGGGCCAUUUAGAGAGGCUGCUAUGGGCCAAAAGGAGCGAGAUGGCCAGAAGGACCGCACUUCUGAAAAUCCCGAUAAGCUUGGGACGUUCUCUGGUGUCUUUGUGCCGACUACCUUGAACGUCCUUAGUAUCCUGAUGUUCCUUCGUUUUGGGUUUGUUCUGGGACAAGCCGGUCUGUUAGGGAUGUUAGGUCUGCUAGCCAUAUCGUACACGAUCAAUCUCGUGACCACCAUGUCUUUAUCCGCUAUCGCAACCAACGGAACAGUACGAGGAGGUGGCGCUUACUAUCUGAUAUCUCGAUCGCUAGGCCCAGAGUUUGGUGGUUCUAUAGGGAUCGUAUUCUACUUGGGCUCUGUGUUGAACACUGGUAUGAACGCCGUUGGUCUUGUUGACUGUUUCACACAGAACUUCGGGACUGAGUCUGGUACUUGGGGCAAUUUCCUUGAAGAAGGCUUCUGGUGGCAAUACCUCUGGGGAACUGCCAUCCUGGUUAUGUGUACCGGAAUAUGCUUAGCGGGAAGCUCCCUAUUUUCCCGAGCUAGCAGCGGGCUGCUUAUCAUUCUGCUCAUCGCAACUUUCAGCAUACCAGUGUCUGCCAUAUUCAUGGAGCCGUUCAGUAUCCCGAAGAUUGGAAUAGAAUUUACGGGAUUUCGGGUUCAGACGUUGCUAGAAAAUCUCAAACCAAAGCUUACCAAGGGUGCCGCUGGUAGCCAGAUACGUGGACGAGAAAAUUUCCAGGACCUAUUUGGAAUUCUAUUCCCCGCUACUGGUGGUAUAUUCGCCGGCGCGAGCAUGUCUGGUGACCUAAAGAACCCUAGCAAAUCGAUCCCCAAGGGAACGCUGUAUGGGCUAGCUUUGACAUUCAUCACCUAUGCCAUCGUAAUUCUUGCCAUGGCUGCGUCCAUAACUCGCGAGUCGUUCUACAAGAAUGCCAAUGUUGUUCAAGUUGCCAAUCUUUCCGGCGCAGUUAUCCUCAUGGGUGAAUUUGCGACGAGUUUCUUCUCAGCUCUGAUGGGUGUUAUUGGCUCAGCCAAGCUACUUCAAGCAGUUGCACGAGAUGCUCUGCUUCCUGGCCUGGGUUUCUUCGGCAAGGGUGCAAAGAAGACCGACGAACCAGUUUACGCGAUCAUUGUCACUUAUGUGGUUGCACAGCUCACAAUGCUAUUUGACAUCAAUCAAAUUGCGUCCUUCGUUACAAUGACCUAUCUGAUGACAUUCCUUGUAACCAAUCUGGCUUGUUUCCUUCUGAAGAUCGGAUCGGCUCCCAAUUUCCGUCCGUCUUUCCAUUACUUCAACUGGAAAACUGCAGCAAUAGGCACCUUGGUUUGUGGGGCAAGCAUGUUCUUCGUCGACGGGAUCUAUGCCACAGGCUGUGUUGUGAUAUUGAUGAUGCUAUUCCUGCUGAUUCACUAUACCUCACCUCCCAAGCCGUGGGGCGAUGUCAGCCAAGGGUUGAUUUAUCACCAAGUGCGCAAGUAUCUGCUUCGGCUUCGCCAAGAACAUGUUAAGUUCUGGCGGCCCCAGAUCCUGCUGUUCGUAAAUGACCUUAAUGAACAGUCCAGGAUGAUCUCGUUUUGUAACUCUCUGAAGAAAGGAGGGUUAUUUGUGCUGGGCCAUGUCCUCGUAACAGAUGAUUUCUCAGCUGCUGUGCCAGAAGCCCGGCGCCAGCAGACAGCAUGGACCAAGUUUGUUGAGAGUUCCAGAGUUAAGGCGUUUGUCAACAUUACAGUUUCCCCUACUGCUGAGUGGGGUGUUCGCAAUGUCACCUUAAGUGCUGGUUUAGGAGGUAUGAGACCAAACAUAGUCAUCCUUGAUCAGUUCCGCAAAGGCCAAGCGCUGGGUGAGAGGCUGCAGCUCUCAACUCGGAGGGAAUCAAGUGCAAAGCGCAUUUCGCGUGAGUUGGUACCUGUGAUUUCCGAAGACGGCUCACAGGAUCCCAUGGCCUCAAAAACCUACGUGACAAUUCUAGAGGACUUGCUCUUCAAACUUCGGAUGAAUGUUGCCGUGGCCAAAGGGUUUGAAGACCUUGAGCUUCCCGGCCCACACGGGCAGCAUAAGAAGAAAUACAUCGACCUUUGGCCGAUUCAGAUGAGCGCAGAGCUCGGUGCAGACAGCGAGAGCAAGAAAAAUGUUUUGACCACCAACUUCGACACAUAUACUCUCAUCUUACAGCUAGGUUGUAUUCUUAACACGGUGCCAUCAUGGAAAAAGACAUACAAGCUUCGGGUGGCAGUGUUCGUGGAGUAUGAAACCGACGUUGAGGACGAGAGAGGCAGAGUCGAAGCGCUCCUCGAAAAGCUAAGGAUAGAAGCCGAGGUUAUGGUUUUCUGGCUCGCAUGCGGCGACCUUAAAACCUACCGUAUCAUUGUCAACGGUGACGUCCAUCCGGAGACCGAGGAUCACGAAGCCCGAGUCCACGAAGCCUUGCGCGACGAAGAGUGGUGGCAGGAAGUCCAGAAAGCUCGAAGUGCGCAUGAGACCCAUCACCGAGCCGAAGAAGGCCUUAUUAAGAAGCCGAACGAGCGGAUGCCGACUUGGCCCAUGCAGAGUCCCGAAAGCGCCCCCAAACCAUCGCAUCAGCUGGUUGGUGGACUGAAGAAAUUCAUGGAGUCAUCUAAGCGACGGCGAUCCAUAUCCAGUUUCAAGGGGCUUGGAAGUGUCAGCUUAGGCAUGCAAACCCAUCGUUUGCUCGAUGCCUUUGUUGACUACGAUAGCAGCGACAGUAACACAAGUGAUAGUAGUGAUGAUGACGAAGAAGAAUUUCCGCCUUACGUCGAUGAUGAGGAGGCAGACGAAGAUAUCAACCAGGAUAUCGAUUACGGAACCCAGAGUCCUGGAUCGGGGCAGGCAGGCCCAUCGAAGGCGAAACAAAAAGUUGACGAAGAGGUUGCUCCCGACCAAUCGAUUCCGUCUAUAAUCAUGACUGCAGAGGAUGGGACAUCGCCGAGAAGCCAAUCAAGCGUAUCCCGGCCGAAGGUUACUCGCUCGCCGUCCAGCAGCCGAUUCAGCUCGUCGCCAAUCCCUGAAGCUCGUGUCAACACCGAAGAGGGCGCGGGCCCAUCAAUCAUGUUUGCCCCUAGUUCAUCUCCUCCACGUAUAUCGAACAGAGUUGAUUCCAUUUACACACGACGUUCAUCGUCGGGACCAUCCGUCACGAAGACUGCGUCUGGAUACCCACGGCGGGCGUCAGUUCCCUUGUCAUUCAAUGAUCUCCCCAGUCGGGCACAACACCUGAUCUUGAAUGAACUGAUGAACCAACACAGUAGCGACACGGCAGUCCUUUUUACAACACUGCCAUCGCCGUCCGAAGGCACUGCACAAAGUGAGGCUGCCAGCGCCUCGUAUCUUAGCGACUUGGAGAUUUUCUGGCAGGGGUUGCCGCCAUGUCUGCUGGUUCACAGCAACAGCAUGACGGUGACGAUGAAUCUAUAACGGCAUGAAUAGAAGGGGAUGCAUAUAACACAUACGCCAAGCCAUUAAAUAUACGACCGCCUGUACAAUCAUCAUCUGGCAAUUGUAACUGAAUGUCAAUAAAGACCUGAAGAUAAUCAAACA
This is a messenger RNA of Aspergillus sclerotioniger CBS 115572, 4274 nucleotides long. Its product is annotated as putative cation chloride cotransporter. Gene Ontology annotation, molecular function: potassium:chloride symporter activity. Lineage: Eukaryota; Fungi; Ascomycota; Eurotiomycetes; Eurotiales; Aspergillaceae. The transcript has 4 exons. Gene Ontology annotation, cellular component: membrane. The coding region runs from base 387 to 4151 and encodes 1254 amino acids. The record is from RefSeq and is a predicted model, not a curated record. Gene Ontology annotation, biological process: potassium ion homeostasis; chloride ion homeostasis; cell volume homeostasis.